Messenger RNA from Exophiala viscosa, 2344 nucleotides. RefSeq lists its product as uncharacterized. The record is from RefSeq and is a predicted model, not a curated record. The transcript has a single exon. Lineage: Eukaryota; Fungi; Ascomycota; Eurotiomycetes; Chaetothyriales; Herpotrichiellaceae. Bases 124 to 2247 code for a protein of 707 amino acids.
GCAUGUCAGCACCGUUCCCAGUUUGCAGACCUCUCUCCUUCUUGCACCCGAAUUGUAGCAUGAAACCUCAAUGCUUAGCAUUUGGACGGAUUGAUUCGAAUACCAUCACACCCAACGCUGAUCAUGGCUCCAUUCGACGAAGACACAGAAAUGGUCGAUGCCCCUGUGCUCGGCAUGCAAAAGCUCGGAAUUCUGGACAAGGACAAAAUCUUCGAAGAUCUCGAACUUGAUGGUGACUGUCGGUUGAGAAUAGGAGUCGAUUUUGGUACCAAGUCCUCCUCGCUGUCCUAUGAUCGAGCGACUUUAUACACUCCUCUUGCACACUGCAAAGCUGCCGACAAAAUCUUGAAAGAUUACAAUGGCUCUCACCGCAUCGAGAGUGUUGCAGCGAUCCUCCAGAACAUCGAUGACCCACAGGAUACCGUGCUUGUUUUUGGCGCUGCAGCAAACGAAGAUCCGUCAGUAACCAGUCGGAAGCUCCUUGGAAAAAUUCAGAUGAUGAAGCUGGACAUCCUUUAUGAAGGCACUCAAGCUUUUCAAGAUCCGGUCAUAAUCAACAUGCUGGAAGACCUUCAGCAUCAGCACCGAGAAGUCCUGGACGCAAUCUGCAACGGCCCGACACAAGCGCCGUGUCGUGUUCAAGAUCCGCUUUCCGGACGAUACAACUUCCGCACGAUUCGCUCGAUUCGCUGCGUGUUUCGGGAGUUUUUGAGGUAUUUGUUACAAUCUGCCAAAGCUCAUUUUGCCUCAAGAAGUGAACUCCAGCCGGCCAUAACGGAAAUGAUCUUUGCGGAGAAAGCUGGCGUAGCUGUUUCCAUCCCCACGAUAUCAAGUUGCCACGACAGCACGAUGGACGAUCUGCGCGAGCUGUUGCACGGUGCCGGGUUUCCGAAGAGAACAUGUCUUCUGUCUGAAGCGAAAUCAGCGGCUUGGUUCAAUCUUUUGGAACAAGCGCAGGGUAUUGGGGCAGAUAUUCCGCACUUUGCCCGAGAACAAAUCUUGAUUGUCGCGGAUAUUGGAGGUGCCACGACUGAUGUUCCAUUCGUCGCACCGUGUAGGACGGGCGAAGAUGGAUCGGGUAUUAUGCUCGGAGAACUCAAUGACGGCGUCGGUCCUCUCAAUGGUUCCCAGAAGCUCAACGAGAUGUUCAAAGGUUGGCUCCGAGAGCGUUUCCCUGGCGGCGUCUUGCAGCUUGCGAAGGCAUUCCAAGGGAGUGAGCGGGAUCUGUUAGAAGCAUUCGCGGCUGGUUUCGAGGUGAAGAAGUGGAGUUUCCGCAAGUCGGACUGCCGAGUCGAGAUUCGACCGCAUUCAAAGGCUCCUCUUGUUUUGAGAGACUUCGAAGGAGAUGAUUUUGCCGCAGUUGAAGACAGGAUCAUUCUGCACUCGUCGGUCAUGGGGAAGUUCUUCGACGAAUGGCUGAGCGGCAUCAUUAAUAUGCUGGAAGAAUGCGUUAACAAAGUCAAGCAAGAGCUGGAGGAGUCCGUAUCUGUCGUGAUCGGUCUGACGGGCUGGGGAAGUUUGCCACCAUUUGUCUUGGAGGAGACCCAAAGCCAUUUUGGCGGAAGAAUCCCUGUACAAAUGAUGGAAACGAAGAGAACCUCUGCAGUAGCACAAGGUGGUUUUCUGCAGCUCACCAGUCAACCGGUCUUUGACGCGCAGACUGCUCGGGCCAGCUUCGACAUCCGCACGCCCGACAUUUACAAGCGUGUGAUUUGCGAAGGUGCAGAUUUGUCAGAUGGUCAUGGGCACAGUCUCAACGGCGAACUCUGCUUCAGAGACUCCGAAUUGCCUGUGCACUUGAUACUCGUUGUGUUGAGGGAUGAGCAGUAUGGUUCAAUGGAGACCGCCGGCCUGUUGAAGCUUAUGAUAUCCAGUCUAGAGCAGGGACAAUUUCAGCUUGAAAAACAUGCGGACGGAUCAUCGUACGUACGGACACAAUACCGUAUCCAGCUGCAGUCGGACGAAUUGAUGCCACGGUUGAUGCUGACGGUCCCAUAUGGAGGUCGUUUUCUCAAUGUGUCGGGAGGCGCUGGGCCGGACAUGAGUAACCACAUGGUCAUCAGAGAUCUAUACGAGCAUUUUGCGCACAAGGGAGACGAUGACGCGAGGACGAUCUGGAAUGAAACACAAGGCAAGCGGGCGAAUGGGACCAUGCAGUUCACGUGCUCGAUUGCGCAUGAUCAUUCAGCAUGGCAUCAACCGGAUAUCUUUGAGGAGGUCGAAAGUGACAUCACGGACAGAUGGUGAGCAGGUCUUGAGUGAAAGAUGGGUGCUGUCGGUCAUUGUACAGCUAGAGGACUCUGGAUGCUUGAAUGGCGAUCGAAAGUCGGUUAUCGUGGUUGUG